Penicillium angulare is the source of this 783-nucleotide messenger RNA. RefSeq lists its product as uncharacterized. The transcript has a single exon. NCBI's taxonomy places the organism in Eukaryota, Fungi, Ascomycota, Eurotiomycetes, Eurotiales, Aspergillaceae. Bases 1 to 783 code for a protein of 260 amino acids. The record is from RefSeq and is a predicted model, not a curated record.
AUGGUACGCUUGAUAUUUGAAAACGUAUCGGACCACCUGAUUGCCAAGCGCAUACAUGGCGAGUGUUUGGCAGAAGUCCUUAUAAGCCACCACUUCGAGAUCGCUAGUCUGCUCUUUGAUCAUGGUCUAGGUCCGAGUUUACAAUUCAACUCGAAUCAUACUGUAUCCCGCAUUUCAGUUGAAUGGAUGAAUCAUGACUUGGCCAAAUUUCUCUUGAGCAAAGAAGCCCUGCCAUCCAAUCUUGAGCCGGCGCUGAAGGAUGGAAAAACUUUCAGUUCUAAGGGUGAUUACUCAGACGACCAAAGCCGAAUAGUCAAAGAACUAUCAUUGGUGAUGGCAGCGAAGAACAAAGAUCUGGAAAUGAUCAAACUUCUACUUCAAUAUGGCGCAAAGCGCAAUUUAGAGCCCCAAUCAGCUGGUUUUGUUGAACAGCAUCAAACGGGGCCAGAUUUUGACCCAGUGCUGGCGACUAUCCGAAUCAAAUCUCUUAAGAUGAUGGAAUUACUGGUCACAAAGAAGUCUGACUUAUGUCCUCUUAUCAUCAAAUGUGCCAUCCGCUCCAUGUGGGAAGAGGGGAUCCAUUUACUUUCUUUUGAUCCCACAUACACCGAUGCGACUGAGUCUAACUCUGUGUGGCCACAGGAAAUAAUAUCAGCCCGCGAUGGUCGUUCCCUUGAAGUCGAAAUUCCUUGUAACACAAAGGUCCCACGUCUCAAAGGAGGCAAUACUCGAUACAAUCAAUCCUUCAUAGACACCGGGCUUGGAGUAUUUGCUUUCAAUUGA